UGCGAGGGGACGCGAGACCGGGCUCGGGCCGCCGUGGGCCUCGGGAUCCCCGGCUGUCUGGGAGACCUCUGCUGGAGAGAGCUGCCCAUCUGCGAUAACACGCCACUGGUAUCUGAGCAUCAACUACAUGCCAGGCACUGGAAUUCAGGCCGGAAACCCCUGCCGUCCCAGAGUAGGCAGAGACGACUCAGAUGUGGAAAAGGAGGCCCAGAGAAGCUUAAAGGUUGCUCGGCUCACACGACCCGAACACUACAGAGCUGACAUCUGAACCCAGAGAAGAGCAAGCCGACACCAGACUGGGCAGAGGGCAGGGAGGCAAGUGGUGGCCUGAGAGGGACAGGCCCCUGCGCGGCCGCCAUGAAGCUGAACGAGCGCAGCCUGGCCUUCUACGCCACGUGCGACGCGCCGGUGGACAACGCGGGCUUCCUGUACAAGAAGGGCGGCCGGCACGCGGCCUACCACCGCCGCUGGUUCGUGCUGCGCGGCAACAUGCUCUUCUACUUCGAGGACCCGGCCAGCCGCGAGCCGGUGGGCGUCAUCAUCCUGGAGGGCUGCACGGUGGAGCUGGUGGAGGCCGCCGAGGAGUUCGCCUUCGCCGUGCGCUUCGCAGGGGCCCGGGCGCGCACCUACGUGCUGGCCGCCGAGAGCCAGGCCGCCAUGGAGGGCUGGGUGAAGGCGCUGUCGCGGGCCAGCUUCGACUACCUGCGGCUCGUGGUGCGCGAGCUGGAGCAGCAGCUGGCCGCCAUGCGGGCCGGGGACUGUCCGCACCCGCCGCGCCGCCCGCGCGCGCUCCCGCCCAAGGAGAACGGCUGCGCCGUGUGGAGCGCGGAGCCCCCGGCCGCCAGCCCCGCCCCCAGCCCGGCGGGCGCCUCCGCCGCCGGCUCCCAGCCGGGCGCCGCGCCGCCGCCUCUCCCUCCCCGGCGGCGGGCCUCGGCGCCCAACGGGCCCCUCCGCGCUGGCUCCUUCGCCCAGCUGCACGAGCUGUAUGGGCAGGAGGUGAGGGCGCUGAGGAGCCAGUGGCUCAGGAGCCGGGCCCAGCCCUGACGUCACCCCAGUGGUGGGGGAGCUGGUUCCAGCUGGACCCCAACCCCAGGCCUCGCUCUGACAGGCCCUGCCCUGGGAGACCAGGGUGGAGGGGUUCCUGAGGGAAGUCGGGGUGGCCUGGUUUCCGGGACCCGGCUCCGAGGGGUGCUUUAGGGCUGUGGGACUCAAAGGGGGCCCUGUGCCUGCUUCUAGGGAGCCUCCGGGGCCUCGGUGAGCCUCAAGAAGCCGGAGUCCUGGUAUCCAGGGAACUCUGGCCCCAAGCCGGCCGGAGUCAUCCAGCAAAGGCCUGUUGCUGUUAACAGGCCCCCACUGGGGUGACUGGGACCACGUGAGGAUCCGGGGCCUGAAAGGCAAUGCCGACUCAGCCCUGGUCCUGGCCGCUGGGACUGGCCCUGGACACGGACAGAGAGAAGCCUUGGCCUUGCAGCACCACACCUGGGUCUGACCUUUUGCUCCAGGGCCUGGCUCCAGGCCGCCUUCCUGACUCCCCAGGCAGGUGCAGAAGGCCGCGCAGGCGCAGGUCUUCAUGCACAGCCGGUGCGCUGAGAUGGCCUGCUCCCAGGGCUCUUGGCUUGCAGUGGGGCCGAGGCAGGACUUUGCUCUGGGACUCAGCCAGGCCUUGACAAGGUACUGCUGGCACAGCAGCGGCCCUCUGGUUUGGGCCAUGCGUGUGUCCCUGUGGUGGUUCUCACAUGCCUUCCCGACACUCCUUAACCACAUACUUCAGUCUCCUUCGGAAGUGGGUCUUUUGCCCCAGCGUGGGCUGGGGCCUCUCAGGAGCUCGCCUGACCUUGUCCAGCCCUGAGCUGGGCAGAUGUGGCCUGAGCUGACUUUCUAGCCGGGUUCCCCAGGGAUGGGUGGCCAGGAGCUGACUCACCACCCAGAAAGGGCCUGGGUGCUGAUCUGGUACUGCAAAGAAACAGCUGCCAUGCUGUGUUUGGCUUCUGGAAGCCCCUCACUCCACAGUCCCGGCCCACCUCCACCCCCAAUAUUCUGAGGGGGAGACCAGGUCUUGCUUUGCUUCGAGGCCGACUGCUGUUUUACGUACUCACCACAGUGGCCAUUCUUCCAGGGAGAAUCUCGGGGGGCUGGGACACCCCUGACCCUCAAGCUGGGUUUUGUUUACAGUCCUCAGUGCCCCACACUGGGGACCAACUGAGGACACAUAUGCCCCAACCUGUAUUUCCCCAGAGGGUCCCUCUUGGUGACAGUGGGCCUUGGUCCUGAGGCCCCUUCCUGCUGUCUUUGGAGACCCUGGGGCUCGGGGAAGAAUGGGGGGGUGUCUGUGUCUGCAGUCACCAGCUCACUGCUGGCUCAGUUGACUGGGGCUUCAGUUUUAAUUUAAUUUUUAAUACUUUAUGGUGUUUUUCCCCCAGCAACAGAGCCUGAUGUUUUCACUGCUUUUGUUUCUUGUUAGCUGGUGGGAGGGGAUGAGGUGCCCCAGCUCUGGGCUGGCUGAGGGUCGGCGGCGGGCAGUUGGCACGGCUCCCAGGGAGAGGAUCAGGAGCCUAGGCUGGAGACCGUCACCUCAAGAAUCUCACCUGGUUUUCUACCUUCUUCCCAGUCUCUACACGUCCUGUUCCGCUGACAGGUGCCUCUGGGGUGUUCCUACGCUUCCCGUGCCCCUCCUUUCCAAGUCCGGAGUGGAGGGGGUAGGGAUGGCUGCUGUUGUCUAUAGGCUCUGGGUCUCCAGGGAUGUUAAGAUCUGCCCAGAGCCCAUGUACUGGCCGGACCCAGCUGGUGGGUGAGGUGUCGGCCCCCAUCCUGGUACAGGUUUACAAGCUCUGUAAAGGUACAGUGCCUACCACUGCUCCCCUUUUCCACCCCAUCCCCCCCAAAAAAAGCACAAGAUGGGGUCAGGCUGCCUCCAGAGUUGGGUGGGGACAGAGAUAUCAGGCAGCCUGGGAGGGGCA
This is a messenger RNA of Enhydra lutris kenyoni (northern sea otter), 2957 nucleotides long. It is a transcript of the gene PHETA1, whose product is annotated as family with sequence similarity 109 member A. NCBI's taxonomy places the organism in Eukaryota, Metazoa, Chordata, Mammalia, Carnivora, Mustelidae. Gene Ontology annotation, biological process: endosome organization; receptor recycling; retrograde transport, endosome to Golgi. The transcript is spliced from 4 exons. Gene Ontology annotation, cellular component: trans-Golgi network; recycling endosome; early endosome. The record is from RefSeq and is a predicted model, not a curated record. The coding region runs from base 358 to 1044 and encodes 228 amino acids.